Molecule: messenger RNA, 333 nt
Organism: Sparassis crispa
Lineage: Eukaryota; Fungi; Basidiomycota; Agaricomycetes; Polyporales; Sparassidaceae
Product: Dynein light chain, cytoplasmic
Exons: 2
Coding region: 1-333 (110 amino acids)
Biological process (GO): cilium assembly; microtubule-based process
Cellular component (GO): cytoplasmic dynein complex
Molecular function (GO): dynein intermediate chain binding; dynein light intermediate chain binding
Source: RefSeq, a predicted model, not a curated record
AUGGCCGAGAAACUCGACACCCUCACAUCUUCGACCGACACCGGCUCGGGCCCCAAGGAGGCGGGCACCUCUGGUCCUCGCGCGAUCGUCAAAAACGUCGACAUGAGCGAGGAUAUGCAGCAGGAGAGCGUAGACAUUGCCUCCGCCGCCCUUGAAAAAUACAACAUCGAGAAGGAUAUUGCCGCACAGAUCAAGAAAGAGUUCGACAGACGUCACGGGCCCACCUGGCACGUCGUCGUGGGCAAGAACUUCGGGAGUUAUGUAACACACGAAACCAAGCACUUCAUUUACUUCUACAUCGGCUCGCUGGCCAUCCUCAUCUGGAAGUCAUAG